UUCACACUUCACCGUUCCUCAAUCGUUUCGAGAAUGGUGUAGUCGAAAAGAUUUCCUUAAUUUUUUGGUUGAAAUAAAAGCGAAACAACUUAGUGGGAUGGGUGUGUGUCACUGUCCACGAAACAAAGUUGGACAGGGAGUAGCUCUGAAAAGGGUCGGCUAAUUAUAAUACCGAACUGAACCGCCCCCAUACCUCUCGGCUUUUACUUGGUGGUGAACAACAUUCAGUUAACAUAGGAAGAGAUAGGAAGCACGUUGCUAGUUAGCUUUAAGUAAAACCUAGUAUUAUCCCCCAAGGCAAAUUUGUACGGGCCGGAAAAUAGCCAGGACAUGAUUCUGAAGCCGAUGUGCAUGAUUAAGCUGUCAGAUUUAUUGGAUUUAAGUUGAAAACCACAGCUAUGCUGUUAUGCUAGCUCUCCGAGUUGGACUGAAAUGGCCUCAGUGCCGAAUCCUGCAGUUUUUCUCACUUCUGUUAUGGAGGAAAUAAGCUGUCUGUCACUCUGAGGUGAGAGUCUCUACAUACAGAGCUCGUGAUGAAAGCUCUCGGCGCGCGCUCCGCGUUCUACGUGGGCCUUGUGGUGGGCACGUGCACCAUGUACGUGCUCCUGCGUCAGGUUGGGUUCACGCGGAACGUGGGGUCUGUUGAGCCCGAGGCCCACAAGAAAAGCAUGCUGGAGAUGGUUGAAGAAGAAAACAAGAACUGGAAGAAGGAGAGGUUGGCUCUCUUCAACCUCAAUCAUCCUCACCAUACAGGUGAGGAUGGCACUCUGGCUGACGCUCUCUAUAAGCAUGUACGCAUUUUGUGUUGGGUCAUGACCGGCCCUAAUAACCUUGAGAAGAAAGCUCGGCACGUGAAAGCCACGUGGAGUCGCCACUGCAACAUUGUGGUCUUCAUAAGCUCUGUGGAUGACCCUGAUUUUCCUACGGUUGGCCUAAACACCAAGGAAGGUCGGGAUCAGCUGUACUGGAAAACCAUUCGUGCUUUCCACUACGUCAUGGACAAGCACGGGGACGAGGCAGACUGGUUCCUCAAAGCGGAUGACGACACUUACGUGGUCGUCGACAACCUGCGCUGGAUUCUGGCCAGCCACUCUCCAGAGGACCCGGUGUAUUUCGGCCGGCGGUUUAAGCCGUACGUAAAACAGGGAUACAUGAGUGGCGGUGCUGGUUACGUGCUUAGCAAAGAGGCUCUGAGGAGGUUUGUUGUGGGCUUUCGCACCAAAGUGUGCACUCACACUAGCUCAGUGGAGGACCUAGCUCUGGGUCAGUGUAUGGAGAAGAUAGGCGUUGUGGCAGGAGACUCCAGAGACACCUUAGAAAGAGAGACAUUCCAUCCUUUUGUACCAGAGUCCCAUCUCACUGGUACAUUUCCUAAGACCUUCUGGUAUUGGAACUACUGUUAUUACCCCAUUGUGCAGGGCCCACAGUGUUGCUCAGACCUGGCUGUUUCUUUCCACUAUGUGGAUGCGUCACACAUGUACCUGCUGGAAUACUACACUUACCACUUGCGUGCCUUUGGCUACAAAUACCGCUAUCAGCCCCCUGAGCCCAGUGUCAUACAAGACUUAAAUGCUCCAGCCCCAGACAAAGUGGAAAUCGGAGACAUAGAGGAAAAGCUGGGGGCAGAAGAACAGGAAGGAGAAAAGAAAUCCCUCGAGCAAAAUGAAAAGUUAUAGCAGAUUUUUGCAUAGGAAUUUUUACAAGUAACAUUAAAAAAGAACUGUUUUUGGGAUGGUGUCUUAAAAUAUCUUCUGUAUUGUGCCACAGAAAUGUGUGCAUGACAUGUUUGCGUGAUUUAAUGAACUGGUACAGUUGGGAGUGUGUUCCUCUUAAUAAUGUAAUUGUAUGCGAAUGUUUAAAUAUGACAGUGCGGAAUUGUAUGACAUGAAAGUUUAGACUUGUGUGUAGGACCCUGCCUUAAUAGUAUAAUAAUGUUGGGUAAUAUUUUGGGGCCAGAAGCAAGGAUGCCUCUGCAUUCGUUAUACUUUGCAUUCAUUUCUAAUUUGUAUUUCUUUUUGUAUAAAAAUAUGAGUUUGCUCUGCACUGUCAUCAUAAACACACCGCCAUGUAUGAUUUAACAGCAAUGUCAUAAGAAAAAGGGGCCCUGAUUUUACUUUCAUUUGCUCAUUCCCUUGAAUUAGUGCCUCUGCUCUGAUCCAGAAAAAUCAUGCAUUUCCAUAUGUCCCUGGACCACGUUUGUAUUGAGUUUAGGCAAUAUUUAAACAGCAGCUUAUAGAUUUUGUAGCUUGCAAACCAAUUCAGCAAACAUUCAAGCUCCAGCUGUGUUUUCUCUCUACACAGUCUACAAUACCUUUGCCAAAGUUGAACGUGCACAAUUUACUUUGACUAAGAUUACAUCGAAAUAAAAAUUAACCAGGAUGUAGUCCUUCAACUGACACCAAAACAGCUAUUACCCUUCUCUGAAAGUUAAAGGGAUAGUUCACCCAAAAAUGAAAAUUGUCAUCAUUUACUCUUCCCAAAGUUGCUCCAAAUCUGUAUGAGUUUCUAUGAGAAGAUAUUUGCGAAGAAUGUAGUUAACCAAACAGUUUCUGGUAGCCAUUUACUUGUAUAGUAUGGAAAAAAUACUAUUGUGGUCACUGACUACCAGCAAUUGUUUUGUUCUUCAAAAUAUCUUCCUUUGUGUUCAGCAGAAGAAAGAAGUUCAUACAGGUUUGGAACAACAUGAGGAUGAGUAAAUGAUGACAAAAUGUUCAUUUUUGGGUGAACUACCCCAUUAGGAAAGUUUCAAGAAUACGGAUUUGUAAGAUUCUGUUGGCUGGCCCAAUAGUUCAUGAGUGCCUGGGAAAGAAGUAAAGGUAGCAAGGUAGAUAAGACCGUGUAAGUAUACA
Sinocyclocheilus grahami is the source of this 2849-nucleotide messenger RNA. Its product is annotated as glycoprotein-N-acetylgalactosamine 3-beta-galactosyltransferase 1-B-like. The transcript is spliced from 4 exons. Lineage: Eukaryota; Metazoa; Chordata; Actinopteri; Cypriniformes; Cyprinidae. Gene Ontology annotation, cellular component: membrane. The record is from RefSeq and is a predicted model, not a curated record. Bases 534 to 1676 code for a protein of 380 amino acids. Gene Ontology annotation, molecular function: N-acetylgalactosaminide beta-1,3-galactosyltransferase activity.